Molecule: messenger RNA, 7687 nt
Organism: Amphiprion ocellaris (clown anemonefish)
Lineage: Eukaryota; Metazoa; Chordata; Actinopteri; Pomacentridae
Gene: fam135b
Product: family with sequence similarity 135 member B
Exons: 20
Coding region: 309-4487 (1392 amino acids)
Source: RefSeq, a predicted model, not a curated record
UAAAGCGCGUCACACAGGCGAAUUCCGCGACAAGACGCUGCCGCACUUUCCCAAAUUGAAAUCCCCGACAGGAGAGAGAGACAUAGAGAGAGAGGAAGAGAGAGAGGGAGAGAGGGGGGGACUGCAGAACAUACAGGGUCUGGAUGAAUAACCAUGGCAACAGCAGCAGCAGCAGAGAAGCGAUGAUAUAAACAUUGCAAACCGCACAUCCAUCCGCAAACAGCAGUUUCACUCAUUAAAGGCUGGAGCCGAACCCCUCUGCGGAUAUCACACCGCAUCACUGCUAAGGUGAUGAGUGGGACUAUAUCAUGUCUGAAGUACAGGGAACACUGGAGUUUUCUCUAGAGUUGCACAAGUUUCACAAUGUGGAUCUCUUUCAAAGGGGGUUCUAUCAGAUACGAGCAGGGUUGAAGGUCUCGCCUCGAGUGCCCCACAGGCUGAUAGCAACAACACAAGAAAACACAGGAGAGUGCAGCUUCAGCUCUGCGGGGGUUUACGACGGCACCGUGUUCAGUCGGAUAUUUCAGAUCCUCUACAGAAAUGAGGAGAUUGUGGUGAAUGACUGUAUGAUCUUCAAAGUCCACCUGCUAUUGGAUGGAGAAAGGGUGGAAGAAGCCUUGAGUGAGGUGGAUUUCCAGUUGAAGCUGGAUCUUCAUUUCACAGACAAUGAGCAACAGUUGGCAGAGAUAGCAACCGUCCCUCUGAUCAGCAGUCGGACCCUCAGCCUCCACUUCCACCCGCAACGAGGCCUCCACCACCACGUCCCUGUCAUGUUCGAUUACUUCCACCUGUCCGUCAUUUCCGUCUCCAUACAUGCUUCACUGAUUGCCUUACAUCAGCCGCUAAUCAGCUUUGCACGUACGGGGAAGGGCUCCUGGCUGGGGAAGGGCUCGCCGGAGAGCGCUAGCGACCCAUCUGCCAUGUCUGUAGAGAACCUUGUGUUUGGAGCUGGCUACUGCAAGCCUGUCAUCUCUGAGGGAAGCUUUUAUGUGCCCAGUGAAAACUGCCUGCAGAGAGCUCAUACGUGGCACCGGCGGCUCUGUCGCCUCCUGUUGGUGGCACACAGAGGCCUGCACACGUACUACACAGCACUGAUGAAGGAAAUCCCACAGCUCCAGCAGAUUCCACUAGAAUCAGAGGAGCUGCUGGUAGAAGAAACUCUGAAUCAGCUGACAAUAGAGUUGCAGUUGCAGGAAGGCCAUGAGAAGGUAGCGGAGCAGAUCAGCAGGGACGUGAGCCAGCUCUGCUCCCAGCUGGCUGCUCUGUGGAGCCGCUUCCUGGAGGCCGCUGUUCUCAACCCCCACAUCCUGUCCUAUCUGGCCCAGGAGCACCACACGCUCAGGGUCAGGAGGUUCUCAGAGGCUUACUUCUUCACAGAACACCCCAAAGAGAUAUCUCUGACAUUUCAAGAGGAACUAAUCAACAGACAUGGCCAGAUAGCUGCAGAAGUGCGAAGUUCAGACUACCUGACCAAGAUGCCUCCUUUACCUGUUGAGUGCCUGGACAUCGAUGGGGACUGGAACAGCUUGCCCAUCAUCUUUGAGGACAGAUAUGUGGAGUCUCCUCAGACAGAGUGGGUAACACACGUGCUAAUGCUUGGAACCACCGACGAGCAAACCAACUCAGAUCCCACCAUCACUCCUGCCAACAGGAUUCUUGGAAGCAGCCAGGGAGUCAGAUCACCAGCAAUACCCCAAGAUUCCUUGGACAGUGAUGAAUGCAUGGACCUGCCCACGUAUGUCUCACUCAUGGCAGACCAGUGUAAGAACGUCAGAAGUACCCAGAACCUCAAUCCUGCUGAGGACAGUGCUGUAUUUUCUCUGGCAGAGGCUGAAAACUCAAAACAACCAGUGAAAUACAGCCAAGAUGAGAAGAGCUGUAAUUCUGGCCAGGCACACAUCGCCGUUAAGCCUUGUGAUGUGGAUCCAUACAGAGGAGAGACUGUUCUAGAUGUAUCCUCAAACCAUCUUCCCCCCGUUGAUUCUGCUCACAGCAGAGAGGAAUUGCCUGCUCAUCAUGUCACAGAAAUUAUCCAGCUUUGUGAUGCCACAAACCAUAGCAAUGCAGAGGAGAAUGAAAACAAUGAAGAGGAGUCUGACAUUGCCAUGCCUUUAAAUCACUCCAUGGAUGAUGAGAGUGAGGAUGUCCCUCUUAGCAGCAUACCCACUGCCUAUGUGCAUCCAGUUUUAUCUCCCUUUCCCGGUGAUCUCAGAAAAGAGAUGACUCAUCGUGGAGGCUUGGUCGGCUCCAAGAUCAUGAAGCGCUCAUCCUCUGUUAUCUCUGACUCAGGUAUUGAGAGUGAGCCAAGCUCGGUGGUGUGGCCUGUAGAGGUCGCACUGCGAGGUCGACCUCCCCUGGACUUUUCCAGUGAACGGGAGAUCCCACAGCAAAUAGUUUGUCACCACCCAGUCCACCGCAGCUCUCUAGAAGGCCUGCAGAUGGAGAGCAAUGGCAGCCUUCCAAGUGGAGGUAUACAGGCCUCCCUCACUUCUAUUAGUUCCCUGCCCUAUGAGGAGGACCAGCAGCAGAGGCAGCUCAGCAAACUGACCAAGUCGGUCUCUGCACCGCAGAUAAGUAGCCCAGAAGAUGCAGAUGAGGACCACAUGCUGCUUAACCAGGAAACAGACAGUAAGAGCUUAGUGCAACACCAGGAUUCAUGUAGGAUAAACUGUUCCUCUUUGAACAGCAACCUGGAUUCAGAGCAAUCUGAAUUAUCUCUGUUAGACACGAGUUCAACAGCAAAUCUUGGCCACAUUCUCAAGGAGAAUAUUAGCUCUGAAGAGUCAAAUUCUCCACAGCACCUGUCAGAGACACACAGAAUCAAGCCAGUGUUAAGUGGUGUGUCUGAAGUGUUGCUUGCACAAGAGUCUGUAGAAAGCCCUCAUGCGAAGGAAAGUGCGGUUAUUAGCAGCCAAAGGGAGAAUAUGAACCAUCAAACACACAUGAGUGGAGUGAGCGCCUCACUGGAGGAUGUGCAUCUUGUUGAAUCGGAAGCAGCGCCCUGCAGCUGUGGAAACAAACCAUGUGUGGCAGAUCAGGAGAGUAUUAACGCUGGAGAUGAGUGCCAAAGUUUCCACCACAGCAAACCCCACAGUGUUGAGGACCAGGAAUAUCUGGAUCCCUCGCAGACAUCUCUAGAACCACCACACUCCAGUGACCUCCCCAACACUUCAACCACCACACAGAGGCCAAGCGACCUCACAGGGCUGACAGCCAGCGAUAUCACAUCUUCUGCUGAGCUCAAUGGGAUACCAACCAGUGACAAAGAGCCGUUGGACUGCCAGAAUAAGCCUUCUAAGAUCCCUAACUCGGGCCUGGCUUUUGUGAAUAAGAAGAUGGUGGAGGUGGUGAACAUGUCCGUAUCUUGUGCCCCGACCUGUCUGCCAUUUUCAUCUGUCCUGAGAGACUCUCCCUCCAUCAGUGGCAUGUCCACUCGCCAGGCUACCUCACCAAUCACCCAUCAGCCCCUGGGCUCCUUUGGUAUCAUCUCCUCAUCUUCGCUCAGUCCCCUGAACAUGGAUGACGAGACCAAUGAACGGAUGCUAAACUUCUACAAAGCCAAAGAGGAGCUGUUGAAAGAGCUGACCUUCCAGGCCAGCUUGUACAGCGACCUUCCUCUGCUGGCAUCAGAUCUGCCCUACUUCCCCCCUGAGGAGGAUGACGAGGAGUUUGAUGAUGGCAUACACCUCGUAGUAUGUGUCCACGGGCUUGAUGGAAACAGUGCAGACCUUCGGCUGGUGAAGACAUUUAUCGAGCUGGGCCUGCCGGGAUCCAGGCUCGACUUCCUCAUGUCUGAGCGGAACCAGGCUGACACGUUUGCAGAUUUCGACACCAUGACAGACAGGCUGCUGGAUGAGAUCAUUCAGCAUAUCCAGCUGUACAAUCUCACCAUAGGCAGGAUAAGCUUCAUCGGCCACUCUCUGGGGAACAUCAUCAUCCGCUCGGUGCUGACGAGGCCUCGCUUCCGCUGCUAUUUGCCCAAACUGCACACUUUCCUCUCGCUGUCAGGACCACACUUGGGAACGCUGUACAACAACAGCACAUUGGUCAGCACAGGUCUGUGGUUAAUGCAGAAGCUGAAGAAAUCAGGAUCCUUGUUGCAGCUCACCUUCAGAGAUCACGUGGAUCCACGGAAAACAUUCCUCUAUCUCCUGAGUCAGAAACCAGGGCUCCAGUUCUUCAAGAACGUGGUGUUGGUGGCGUCUCCACAGGACCGUUAUGUUCCUUUCCACUCUGCCAGAAUAGAGAUGUGCAAAACUGCUCUCAAAGACAGAACCACAGGUCCCGUGUACACCGAGAUGAUCAACAACCUCCUGCAGCCGCUUGUGGAGGCUAAAGAGUGCCGGCUGAUCCGCCAGAAUGUGUUCCAUGCUCUGCCCAACACAGCCAACACACUGAUCGGCCGCGCCGCCCACAUCGCCGUCUUGGACUCGGAGCUCUUCCUGGAGAAGUUCUUCUUAGUGGCAGGGCUCAACUACUUCAAAUAACGGUGCUAGUACUGCAGGCAUACAGGACAGAUGCUGUCGGCGGUUGACAGAGUCGGAUUUGGAGGAUAAGGUCUCUACCGUCUCCUGUACAGUACAUGUAACGUAUAUAAUUCCUGGUAUCCAAGUGGCCAGAACUGUAUAUCCCAUUUGUUAGGAUUGUUAGCAGCUGUUAUUAAAGGAUCUGUGUAUUGUGACUGUUCAAACUGCUAACUCAGAAGUCUGAGUCUGAAAUGCAGCCAUGCAAAACAAAACAUCUGACAUCGAUGGCAGGAUUGAUUGUAGAUGUUUUGUUGGCCUUAUGAAUAACUUCUCAGCCAGAACACUAACAGAAGCUAAUUGUGGUCUAAAGCAUUUACCUGCUUUCCCUUUAGAGUUGGUUUAGAGCCUUCAGUGUCAGUCGUUGAUUGAAUUCUUCUUUAAGGGUUACAUCGAUGAUAGUCUUACACUACUGUUACACCCAAGGCAAACCCUUGAUUGUACAUGAAGAAUUUUGUUAGAUGUUCCUUUAUACAGAAAUCAAUAUAUUGUUUCAAAUUAUUUAUUUUUAUCCGCUUCUGUGUCCACACUGUAAGUAGUCCAUUUAAAUGUGAUCUUUUGUGUGUUAUCAUCAAAUCCGUCAAACAAAAAGCAAAGUGUUAUACAACGCAGGCAGAAAUGUUACCCCAUGUAGCUGACAAUUCAGUAUAGUAUGCUUUUUUUGAACAUUUACUAAUGCUAAACCAUGCAUCAUUUAAUAAGAAUGGCUCUGUCUGCUACAUUAGCCUUCACUUUUUGAUUAUUUGCACUGACUGGUUGACACAUUGAAAAACUAAAUGCAGAAAUUGCUGAGCCCUGCCCUCCUUAGCUACACACCUGUCCAGCUUUCUGGCAUCAACAGGUACAUAUGUAGCUUACAAUUAUAACCACUGAACCUGAAAUAAUUUGUGAAAGAAUGAGACAGAGGAACACAAAGCAGACUUUGCUUGGUCUAGGUUUUGUUGUCAGCUGUCAAGAGAUUUUUUUUCAGGUGUAGCUUGCUAAAUAAGCUAAUUUUACCUGGUUGAAAACAGUGUCUCUGGCUUGACUACAUGACAUUACAUUAUGGAAAAUGUAAGAUGAUUUCUUAUUCUAACUUAACCCCAUUCGACUGCUUGGCUUCUGAUUUUAUAUUUUCAAGCAGUAUUUACUCCUAACGUUACUAAAGGAAAGGCCAGUUUGUGAUUGGACAAUUGCUAUUCAUGGGUGGGGCUUAGCAAAUGCAGUUUUGUUUGGAAGAACAGCAACGACAUUGAAGCAAACUUAAUGAAUUAUGGCGACCACUAUAAGCCACUUAAGAAAUGAGUCAUUUUCAUGUUGCUCCUUGAACUGUGUGGCAGCAAACAGGCUGAUUAAUAUAAUCAAGAGUGGAUAUCAUAUGCUAAUAAUGUGAACAAAAGCAUAUUAUUAUUGAUUAUACACUACAGUCUUGUCUAAAGACAUUACCUUUAUAACGAGCCAUUUAAAACCGCAGAUGAAAAUUGAAAUUCAUUGUGUUUUAAAUGGUGUAAAUUAGGGUGUCAUCACUUUUCUUUUCUUCAAAACUGCUUGAUAUUAUGUAACACAGACCAACUGCCAAGAUUCUCCCUCACACACUGUCUAUCUAAUCAACGUGAUGCAUGAUGAUAGCAGGGAAGCACUGUCGUAGCAGUCUCAUGUACGUCAAAAUGCACGAUGCCAUGUUUUGAACAUCUCAUCAGCAAGUAUUUAGAAUUUCUCUUCCUCUGCUGUCGCACGCCAAGUGUUGUUUUCCAGCAUCAUGGUGAGGACUGUUUCCUCACCGCUGAGCUGUCCGUCAGAUGAUGUUUACAUAUUUUGACAUUAGAGAACUGUUAUCGCUGACGUCUCAUAUCCAGCGGAGGUUGUGCAUCUGCUGCAUAUGUAGUUAUGUACAUACAGAGAGCUAUAUUUUAACCUUUGCACUGGUUUGAUGGCAAGUGCACUUUAUUGACAACCUUGAAUCAACCUCCACUUGCUUUACAAAAUACAAACAGCUAUUUUUUUUGUUAAAACAUGCACUGCUUUUUUAGAAGUGAAGGUCGCGUCCUGCACUCAUUGUAGAAGCUAACCUCGGCUGUCCGUCUUGGCCAUUCAAGCAUUGUAUCGUCUUCAAAGUGGGCUGUCUCAGAGAACAACCGAUGACAUCGCAAAGUGCUCGGUUUCCGUGUGGAAGCUGCUGCACGGUAAGCAGAGUGUCACCGUGAUUGACUCUAAUCAAAUGGGCUCCUUUAGGACGUAGAGAAACUUUUCAAAAAGCCACUAAGCAAAGCUGCGUAAGCAAUCUGUAGGAGCUGCCAUGCAUCAUGCAUCAUUUCUCAGCCCACAAACCUCCCCCAGCACACACACAUCCAGUAUAUGGAUGAGGCUUUCGCUUGUUUGCUGCUCUCCCUUUGUAUGUUUAGGGUUUGUUUACCCAAAGGGGUCAGCAGGAAUCAAUGGAGGGAAAAAGUGUUUGAGAGGUGUGGAGACCGGCGGCUUCAAGGGCAAAUAUGAAAUAGUUUGAUGAGAUGGACGGCUGCCCUGUAAAAGCUUUCACUGGAAGUUGCAGUAGUGAAUCAGAAAACAAAUAAAAAUGUAUGUACAUCAUCCCGAACUCUUCUUGUUGAGACAAACAGUUUGUUUUGUGUGGCUAAAUGUGUCUCUGAAAGUGUUAACUGUACAUUUAUGCUGCUGUCAUAACUGAGAGUGAAUUCAGAGGUGAUCCAUAAACUCAAUAGAUCCUUGCAAGUGCUGUCAACCUUCAAAACUAGCUGACUUGAACCUUUUUGUAUUUGAUUGCCCUUUACUGAGAGUCUUUUUUUCAUGUGUAGCACAUGUGCGUGUGUGUGUUUGAAAUGAAAGGAGAUGAGUUAUCAUCGUCUGCCCAUUGCUGCGUCACCCUUCAUGUGUUUGAACUGAAUGUAAAAAAUGUUUGGCGUCACUGUGAGGAACAUGUAUUUAUUUCAUUCUGCAGUUCUUUUGCUGAAUGUACAACAUGUAAAGUACAGUAAAUACUACUUCAUCUGUGCCAAUACUACUCCAAUAUUUUUCUAUGUUGCUGACUGUACUGUAUGUAUUCCUUAGUAGCUUGUGUUCUAUGUAAAAAUAUAAAUACAAAAAUAUAAAUAUAUAUAUGUAUAUUAUACAUAGCAUAGUAUUAUUAUAACAGAUAUGACAUUAGAAUAAAAAAUGUUCCUUUUGCAUAA